AUGGACCACAGCGGUAUGGACCAUGGUGGAAUGGGUCAUGGCGGUAUGGACGGUGGCCAAUGUUCCAUGAAUAUGCUCUUCAACUGGCAAGUGAAAGGCCUCUGUAUCGUUUUCGAGUCAUGGAGAGUCACAGGACCCAUGUCACUCCUCCUCUCUCUGGUCGCCAUCGCCCUCCUUACGGCAGGCUACGAGUUUGUUCGGGAAAUCAGCAGGAGAUAUGACGAGAAAUGCAAUGCCACAAUGAACGCAUACAGCACAAGUCGUCCAGAGGAAUCAAGCUCACUGCUUGCAGGAUCGGACUCGAGGGAUGGAGCAGGGCAGCAAGGCACCGUCACCAGAGCGGGCCUCUAUGCCUUGCAAGUAUUCUACAGCUUCUUCAUCAUGCUCCUUUUCAUGACCUACAACGGAUUCGUCAUGGCGGCGGUAGCGGUGGGGGCGUUCAUCGGAUAUUUGACAUUCAGUUACAAGACUUCGCCCACCAAAACGGCGGCAUGUCACUGA
Fonsecaea erecta is the source of this 501-nucleotide messenger RNA. RefSeq lists its product as hypothetical. Bases 1 to 501 code for a protein of 166 amino acids. Gene Ontology annotation, molecular function: copper ion transmembrane transporter activity. Gene Ontology annotation, biological process: copper ion transmembrane transport. Gene Ontology annotation, cellular component: membrane. The record is from RefSeq and is a predicted model, not a curated record. Lineage: Eukaryota; Fungi; Ascomycota; Eurotiomycetes; Chaetothyriales; Herpotrichiellaceae. The transcript has 4 exons.